GUGAGAUACAUGUGACACUUUAAGAAAGGCUCAUUGUUCAUUUUAGGGCUAGCCUUUUACUUUGCCCCCUGUCGGGCCCUCUACAUUAAAAAAACGUGAGAGACCUAUCUUGACAGUAGCUAUCCCUACAUUAAUCACGUUUUGGAUUCACACAUGAGUAGGUGCAUAUAUGAGCUAAUGUGUGGAGGUAUUUAAUUGAGCUAAGAAAAUAUUAAUUGGUUGACUUAAAAGACAAAUAAGGCAGGAAGACUUGCAUAGUUUUAGACAUGGUGAGAGCUCCUUACUUUGACAAAAAUGGAGUAAAGAAAGGUGCAUGGAGUGAAGAAGAAGAUGAUAAGUUAAGAGAACAUAUUGAGAAAUAUGGCCUUUGGAACUGGCGUGAAAUCCCCAAGUUUGCAGGAUUAUCAAGGUGUGGCAAGAGUUGCAGACUAAGAUGGAUGAAUUAUCUCCGCCCGGAUGUAAAACAUGGCAACUACACCAAAGAAGAAGAAGAUUUAAUCCUCAAAUUACAUGAAAAACAUGGAAAUAAAUGGUCCAUAAUUGCUGCAAAAUUACCAGGAAGAACAGAUAAUGAAGUGAAAAACUACUGGCACGCCCAUCUGAAGAAGCGAACGGUGGAAAAACAAAACACAUUGGUGUUGAAAGAGAAAUCUAGUGGUUUUACUUCUGAAAGUGAAGGCAGCCAGAUGAAUAAAGAAAUGGAAGCUAAAACUGUAGUUUCCUACACUCCCUCUAACCCAAUUUUAGAGAGCACUCCAUUAUCCCCAGAAACAUCUUGCAGUGAGCUCUCCAACUUGAGCACUGAUUUUGCUCCAAAACUUCCUGUAUCAGCUGGCACAAACAGGAAUAAUAUUGCAGAAGAUGUUCUCUCUUCAGUGCCAACAUUUGACGAGUCCAUUGGAAAUUUUUGGACUGAGCCAUUUGUAGCAGAUAGUGCCUACGACCAAGAUAAUUUUCCAGGGCUAUCUUUUUAUCAAGAGGAGCCCUUUGUUUCAUACUAUGAUGAUGGCAUAGAUUUCUAUUAUGAAAUGAUGCAAGAACUGCCAGGGAACAAUUAGUCCUGGCCACAUGUCUGUAUACAUAUGUUGUCAAAUAUUGCACUUGUUUUCUUUA
This is a messenger RNA of Populus trichocarpa (black cottonwood), 1113 nucleotides long. RefSeq names its product transcription factor MYB8. The record is from RefSeq and is a predicted model, not a curated record. Bases 267 to 1058 code for a protein of 263 amino acids. Lineage: Eukaryota; Viridiplantae; Streptophyta; Magnoliopsida; Malpighiales; Salicaceae. The transcript is spliced from 3 exons.